AUGUUUGGUGAUUUAAAAAAUAUCUACAAAUUUGCUUUUCAAGAACGUAUUCUUACAAUGGUUGAUUUUUCUGGAAAUCCAGAAGGUUUAAUAAAAGAAGGAAAUAAUCCUUUAUAUAGAAAAAUUGGAACAAAAUUAUUUCCAUCACUUUGUAGUAAAGAAUCUAUUGAAAGUAGUAAAAAAAUGAUAACUAGAAAUGAUGAUAUAUUUGUUGCAUCAUAUCCAAAGUCAGGAAAUACAUGGUGUAGGCAUAUUGUACUACAAUUAAUUAAUGAUGAUUAUUUUAGUGGUUUAGUUGAUCAAUUUUAUGAAUCACCUAUAAUUGAAUGUUUUGGUGGUGAUAUUUUAGAAUUAUUACCAUCACCACGUGUAUUAAAAACUCAUUUUGAUUAUGAUGAUAUACCUAAGGGUGAUGGAGUUAAAUAUAUAUUUACUAUACGUAACCCAAAAGAUGUGAUUGUUAGUUAUUAUCAUCAUCAUAAAAAUUUUGAACACUAUCAAUUUUCGGAAGGAGACUUUAAUUUGUUUUUCAAUCUUUUUAUGAAUGGAAAAACAGAAUAUGGUUGUUAUUUUGAAUACUUAAAAGGAUGGCUUCCACACAUUAAUAAUAGUAAUAUACUAUUUAUUAAAUAUGAAGAUAUGUCUAAAAAUUUAGAAGGUUAUAUUAAAAAAAUAGGUAAUUUUAUUGGAGGAAAAGCAAUUGAUAGUUUAAAUAAUGACAAAAAAUUAAAACAAAUUAUUGAAAAUAGUAAAUUAGAUAGUAUGCAAAAAGGUGUACCACAAAUAGUUAUUGAAACAACAAUGAAUCCAAAAUUCUUUAGAAAAGGUUGUUCAAGAGAUUGGAAAAAUUAUUUUACAAAAGAACAAUCUGAUAUUGUUGAUAAAAAAUUUAAUGAAUAUUUUGGGAAUACGGAUGUUAGCAAUUGGUGGAUUAAGGAAUUAUCAUGGGAAUAG
Molecule: messenger RNA, 954 nt
Organism: Strongyloides ratti
Lineage: Eukaryota; Metazoa; Nematoda; Chromadorea; Rhabditida; Strongyloididae
Product: Sulfotransferase 6B1
Exons: 3
Coding region: 1-954 (317 amino acids)
Biological process (GO): sulfation
Cellular component (GO): cytoplasm
Molecular function (GO): sulfotransferase activity
Source: RefSeq, a predicted model, not a curated record